Molecule: messenger RNA, 498 nt
Organism: Linum trigynum
Lineage: Eukaryota; Viridiplantae; Streptophyta; Magnoliopsida; Malpighiales; Linaceae
Source: the annotation of a GenBank genome assembly
AUGGAGCAGGGGGUGUUUCCCUCUACUUGGGGAACUCGAACUCUAUCCCCUAUAAAUUGCCCUCGCCCCCAGUUGCAAACCUUCAGUGUAACUCUCGGUGCCUUGGAUUUUCUGGAGAAGCAAGGAGAGGAACUCCCCCCAGUAGCUGCGGUGCGAUCCGAGUCAUCAGCGAGGUAUUGGGCUCUUCCCCCAACCCUCUCCUUUUUGCUUUCCUUCGAGAGAGUUAUCAACCCCUGUCUCGGUAGUAGCUCUAUCAAUAUCGCGCGGCUCGCUGUCGCCUACGGUGCCGGCCCCGGUCUCGGCGGUAACUCCCGCAGCUUCGUGCAGUUCGCUGCCUCAUGUUGUGCUGGCCAACGCGCCGCCCGGGGACAGAUUGCGGAAAUUGGGCUUUUUGCUGCCGACAUUGGAGGCUGCCAGUGGUGGACAUCCCGCAAUGUUUUAUUCCGUCAUGUCUGUUUGAGCCUAGCCCACAAAAUUCUCUACCGAUGUGUCUAUUAA